AGAAAACAUUAUUAAAAGUAUAUUAAAAUCAGAAAUUUUUGCUAUUGUUGGUAAUGUAAGCAAAUUAUUAUAUGAUUCAACAAUAGAUUGAUCUAAUUACGAAAGUUUCGAAGAAGGAAAUAUUCACACAGUCAACUUUGUAGUUUUUGUAGUUUCUUCAUUCAACAUUUCUAAUAAUUUAAAAGUGAAAGCGCUCAAAUAUUCUCCUGUCAUUGAUUAAAAAAUUAUAAUUGCCGGACCAGCAUCUAGAGAUUCAAAUAAUUUCCUAGUGAUAUUUCCAACAUCCGAUUCUAUUUUUACAAUUCCCCACAAUGAUACCUUACACCUUACUAUUAUU
This is a messenger RNA of Paramecium sonneborni, 337 nucleotides long. The record is from the annotation of a GenBank genome assembly. NCBI's taxonomy places the organism in Eukaryota, Ciliophora, Oligohymenophorea, Peniculida, Parameciidae.